Molecule: messenger RNA, 2225 nt
Organism: Fusarium odoratissimum NRRL 54006
Lineage: Eukaryota; Fungi; Ascomycota; Sordariomycetes; Hypocreales; Nectriaceae
Exons: 3
Coding region: 453-2093 (546 amino acids)
Source: RefSeq, a predicted model, not a curated record
GCGAUGUUUCAUUAUAUCUAAACCUCGUGUUUUAGAUAACAUUGUGUUCUGCUACACCAUCCUGAAAUAUUGAUCUCUUCGCUAUCGCUAGUUGUUGUGUUCAUUGAAGUUCAGUGACAUCCUCUACUUAGCAUGUGUCCACCCACUGAAGCAAGCUGACUAUAUGCACAAGGUGAGAAUAUGGCGAUGUGGUCAAGUCUCGUGGCUCACCAAGGACGGGAAGCACGCUCAACGAAGCGCAAGGCUUCCAUACUGGUACGGAACGGCAAAUGGCACGAUUCUCUACAGUGGGGUACUGAGGCACGUCGUGAGAAUUUAGUCUCCUCUUGGCCCUGAUUCGACAACAUAAGCGACGAUCAUGGCGCAGCGAAAAGAACAGCAAUGGGUGGGGUUGAUGAUGUUGACUCCAACAUCACAUUGCCCAUCUCUGCACUCUUAAAGAAAACAGCAUAAUGCCCAAGGUCUCUCCAUGGAAGCAACGAAGCGAUGGCCUCUGGAGCCGGCCGCUCAUCGGACCCGAGCGCAUGUUCGACCAGUGGCUCGAGAUCGAUGGUUGGACUGAAUGGAUGGGCGCUGUCAUCUUCACAAUUGCUCCGUCUUACACGUCCCAUCUGAAAAGCAAAACCAAUGUUGAAGCUUGGUUCAGCAAAGCGGUAUCGCGUGUUUGCCUUGAGAAGCCUUCCCUCCUGGCAGUCAUUGAGCGUGGCCAAGAAGAGUCGGCGGUCGCCAAGUCUCGAGACUUCGUUUACCAUCCUCUCACUUCAGACAGCGACUUCUCCGAGAGGAUCAAGCAGAGGACUACCGUUCUGCAUACCGAAAAAUCAGCUCAAGAGGGCAUGAAGUUGCUCACUGACGACUUCUACUCGGCUCCGGAGAAACGCAUCAGCCUAGAGCUCGGAGACCAUCUGAUCCAUGUAUCCCUCGUUUUUUCGUCCGCUGAGGCGGGGAAUUUUGCCCUUGCAAUCCGCUACAAUCAUGCAUUGAACGAUUUCUGGAGUGGUGCGGCUAUUCUCAACAAACUUCUUAGCAAACUUGCAGACGGCCUGAGUACCACCCAAGUGCUAUCGCUUUCAUACAAAAAUGCAUCUCACUCUUCUCUACACCCUUGCUAUCUCGACUUUCUCCGUGAUCCUAUUGGAGACACUCCGUUGGAUGCCGAGUCUCAACAAAAGACAGCGCAGCUUCUUGGUGCCAAUCUCAGCAAUAUCACGCUCUGCCCUAUCUCGCAAGAGCCGGCAAAAGACCGACCUGACACCGAUUAUUCUGUGAGAAGGCAGGUUCUGUCGCAAGGGACCACGCAAAAGGUCUUUAAGCUCUGCAAGGAGUAUGGGGUUACUGUGACGGCACUAUUGACGGCAUUACAAGCGCUUGCACUCCUCAAAACCUUUCCUCCGGAAGAUGUGUCACGAACCACGGCGGCACCUAUCUGUGUGAGCAACAGGCUGCGGCAGACAUCUUUCGGUGGCAAUCAGGAUCGUUCAGCUUCUUCGAAGACAGCAUUGAGCGAGAUACGUCAAGAGGCAGCCUACAUCGGGCCCGUCAUGGCGACUACUUUCCUUGUGUCUCCCUUUGACGUGAGUCCAUAUCUCAAGAACCAGGACGCGUCUAUCGGGGACGAUAACUGGAGGAAGAUUGUUUGGGAAGUUGCCCGAAAUGUUGGUCGAGCGACCGAUGAGGCGGUCAAGAGCAAUCUGAGUGAACAUGUGGAUUGGACUCAAGGCCCAGCUGCCUUUGGGGGUGUUGCGCAUGCAAUGGAAGCGAUGAAAGCCGGUCUACUGCCUUUACCGCCUGGCAUGUUUACUCCUCUGUCAUCAGCAGGUCUUUUGGACGGACAUCAUCUCCCAGGGUCAUACGGGUCUCUAGAUCCAAAUGAUAGGCCUGCACUGAAUAUUGACGACUUUUCGUUUUAUUCGCGAGUUAGCAACUUGUUUGGACCUCAAACAUGGGCUUGGACCUUCUCAGGAAAGCUCAACCUAAUUCUAGUGAUGCCUGAUCCACGAGUCCGUUCCGUUCCGAAUAUUGGUUGGUGGAAUUUGUUCAAUGAGAUGAUCGUCAAUAUAGCGACUGAGGGUUCGUCUGAUGUUAGUGCUUAGUAGAUGAAGCUUAGAAUACAAACCGCCGCGCUAUAGUGUUUUCAUCAUGUAGGGCGCACUUUUGAAGUCCGAUCACUAGCCGGUGAUAUAGAGAUAUUUAUCGUGUAAUGGCGUAGCAUUGGCGUAAUCCCG